Molecule: messenger RNA, 4422 nt
Organism: Peromyscus californicus insignis
Lineage: Eukaryota; Metazoa; Chordata; Mammalia; Rodentia; Cricetidae
Gene: Cibar2
Product: CBY1 interacting BAR domain containing 2
Biological process (GO): cilium assembly
Cellular component (GO): ciliary transition zone; ciliary basal body
Source: RefSeq, a predicted model, not a curated record
GCGAGCCCUCCUCACCCCACAGGGGAGGCCCUGGUUGCCCAGCAACCAGCUGGGCUCCUCCUAGGGCUUGCCUGGGAUGGCCCGUUGCCUGGCAACCAGGCAGCAGAGUCCCUUGAGCCCAGCCAGACCACACAGUUGGGCCCAGCCUUGGCUGGCUUCUGUCUGCCUAGGGGACCCCUGGGACCCUGUUUUUAUUCCCCGAGAUCAAAGCAACAAGUGCCUCUGUCCACAAUGAAUGUCGUCCUCUCCAGGGACAGUCAGGUGAGGGCCAUGGAGAACACCGUGACCAACGCGGAGAGGUAUUUUGGUCAGUUCUGCUCGCUGCUGGCCUCCUACACGCGCAAGACAGCCCGGCUGCGCGACAAGGCUGACCAGCUGGUGAAGCAGCUGAUGGACUUUGCCAACACCGAGAACCCGGAGUUGCGGGCUACCAUGAAAGACUUUGCGGAGGACCUGGCCAAGGUGCAGGAUUACCGGCAGGCAGAGGUCGAGAGGCUGGAGGCCAAGGUCAUCAGCCCUUUGAAGCUCUACGGUGCCCAGAUAAAGCAGACCCGGGCAGAUAUCAAGAAAUGUAAACGUGUCCAAAAUAAUGAGAUCAAACAACUGGAAAAGCUGGAGAAACUGAGGCAGAAGUCACCCUCAGACCGUCAAAUGAUUAGCCAGGCGGAGACCAGUGCACAGAGAGCCUCCGUGGACACUAACCGCUCUACCCACCACCUGGCAGAGACAGUGGAUGCCUUCCAGGAGCAGAAGCUAAAAGACCUCCGGAGAAUCUUCUCGGACUUUGUGACCAUCGAGAUGGUCUUCCAUGCAAAGGCAGUGGAGGUGUAUUCCAGUGCUUUCAGGACCCUGGAGAGCUACGACCUGGAGAGAGACCUGCAGGACUUCAGAGCCAAGAUGCAUGGAACUUAUGGGCACAGCGAAGCUCGGCCGCUGGCAGAUGCCAGCCCCUCUCUAUCUGUCCCUUGGCCUCUGGCCAGCCAGAGUGUUCAGAGCACCAUGGCACACCAGGGGAAAGAUGAGGAGGAGAGUGAGGCUGACUCUGUGGAGGAGAUCCCCCUGGAGGACCUCAAGGGACAGCAGCAGGGACGCCGUGACUAGGAAGAGGAUCCUGUGGCAGGUGGAAGGCCUAGGCUGGCCUGGACCUUGGUGGGCUCUGCUGGUGUCCUCGGUCAGGGAUCCCCGGGGCCUCUUUCUUUAUCAGCACAGUAGACUGCUCUGCAGACUCAGAUUCCUGGUGUCAGUGAAAGACAUGUGACUUUCAACCGCACCCUUGCUUUGUCUGCUUCCUGCCUUCAUCUGGGGACAGGAGUCUCCACACUAUGUUAAUACUAAAGCAUGGUACAUUAGUUUUGGGGGUCUUCCCAGUCAAGUACCACCAACUGGGAGGAUCCUCAGGCACCUGUCCAGCUUCUGGCAGGUGCGGCCUGUUCCUGUGGCCAUGACACCCAAUGUCUGCUUUUGAUUCUACAUGGUGUUCUCCUUAAGUGAAUCAAGGUCUGUGCCCAAAUGCCCCCUUCUGUAAGCUCAGGACCCCUGCUGUGGCUGCCUCCCAAACCUUCCACAAGGACCAUUUGCAGGCUCUGCACCCAAGGACUUAACUCUUCAGUGCAUGAACUUGGCAGAUGGGCACACAUCUCAGUCAUUACGCAGACAUGACAUGAUGUAUACGGUGGCCAUGGGGCCAUAAACACACAGAGGUCCACAGUGGGGGUAGGUAGUGGAUAGGUGGACACCUCCAGGAGCAUGUGUGGAGUGAUCCCUUGGCAUACUCCUCAAGGUAUCUGAGGGAUCUGUUCCCUAGGAAGAAUGAGGCCAUCGUGAGCAUGCCAAGGUCCUAGACUCAUGUGAGAGAGGAGGAUGUCUCUGUCUUUUACACCUUGGUUCCACAGACAACUUGGGUAAGCCUUCAGGCUUGAUCACCACCUAGGCAUUAGGAUGCCCCUGACCCUGCCUCCUCUCUGAGCCAAAGCACCCCCACCCCCUCUCCUACCUGGGAGUAACAGGUGUCAGACCCCGAUUUGGCCCCACAUGGCACGUGGUGGUCAGGUCUAGGGAGGCCCACAUGUCCAAGCAGCAGGCCCACACUCUGUCCUCAGGCAAACUCUAACCCAGCCUCUGAGUCUAGUCAGCCAAGUACAAGUGGGGGUGGGGGGGUACCUAUUUCUGCGAGGCCAGUGACGUGACUAUGUAUUCCGUGAAGUCCUCACAGAUAUGUGAAAACAAGCUAAUCUGACUUCUUUUUAAAAGAUAAUUUAUUUCAGUUUCCACCUCCUGACAAGCCAAGGUACUAUAUAUAUAUGGAUACACAUUUUUUUUUUCUUCACAGGAAACAGCACUGCCUGAGAUCUUCGACCUCAUAACUUUCUCAACCUUAAUUUUAGAACAUGACCUGGCAGGGCACAAAGUUGUGUAACUAACAUAUAAAACACAGCAUCACUGGGGGCUUCUGGCAACAAAUGGGUGUGGAACCCCAAGAGAGAACAGACUGUGCAGGUGGAGUCCCCACAGAAACUGCACUGGAAACCGGGUAUAGCCUAGGCAGCCGAUGGUCCAGGUCCUGACAUACGCUCCAUGGGAUACAUGCCUGCUGUCUGAGACUAGUAUCUCCCAACAGUCUAACUCAUCCGUCCCAAGGUAUCCCCAUUUGAAUGAAGUGACAAUCUCAGACCACUAAGCUAGUGCCUCUUGCAAGAGUGGUGGUGAGUCAACCUUCUUCCUCAAGCAGGGUCUCUUUCCUCCUUUCCAUGAAUAUAUCUAUCAUCUAGGAGUAAGGAUGGGCCAGGGUCAGCGUAAGCUCAGGAUCAAAGCCAAGGCAAUUCAUGGACGGGGUUGGUUCUAGAUAAAGUGCUAUCUCUAAAGUUGUAGCUUAGGUGAGCAAGGCUUGCAGCUGGGCCCAUGCCACUUCCUGUCAGAGCCUGGAGUCUACAGUGAAGCUGGUCCCCCAAAUCACUAAUUUCCUGAGGAGUCCCCUGAACACAGCCUGACUGGGGUGGUGCUUCCAGCUCUGUGCUCAUCUGCUCUUCAAAGCUCAGACCAGUUGGUACAUUGGUAUAAGCUGCCCUGUCACCCUGCAGCUGGGCAAACUGGCCCCCACCACACCUUGGACUCCAUUCCUCACCAGGAGCAGGUGACCCAGAGACUCCAAGGGAAUUAUGGUACUGAAUGAAGGCCUUGCAGGAGCCUGUCACAGAAGAUGGCCUUAGUAGGGGUGUGUUCACCAGAUGUGAGAAGCCUGGAUAAGAUAGGUCUACUCACAUCUUGACCUAACAGUGUGCUCCUGUUCCUGGCCUGAUGAAGUGGAGUGCAGGAGCCCAGCCUGCAAAAGGCCUGUCCAGUCAACGAGGUCCACUCUGUGGGCAUCUACUGGCAGCUUCUCAUGCUAAACAAACCUGAGGCUGUGGCUGCGAGGCUGGAUCUGAAGGACACAUGGGUGAAGGCAGCUCAGCCCUUAGCAAGGGCUCUGCAGAGCUGGCUUGGAAGGUGGGAAGAGUGGAGGUAGGAGCCUGGAACCAAGGACCCUCUGCUGAGGAGGGUUCUCCUACCGUUCCCCCGAGGCUAUGGGGCCAGUGCCACCCCCUAAAGUCCCUUCCUACCGUGUUCCACACAAGGAUCCUCCUGGCUGUCCGACUGCAGUCUGGGAACUGGAAUAAAGCUGCUCUAGCUGCGCCAGCCCAGAAUGAAAAACCAACUAGUCAGUGUGACCCAGGAAGGUUAAGGUUGAGUGUGAGUCUACGGCCUGGGACUAUUAAGGUCACCAGAGUCAGACCUCAGCUUUUCACAUAGUUUCCAGCAGAGAAGUUUGGGUCCCUCACACCAGUAACCUGGAGUGUCAGGUGUUUCUAGAGUAGUGCACUGUCCCUGGAGCCUACAGUGUCCCUGGGCUACAGAAACAGGGACAGAACACUGACUGCUUCCUCUCAGCUGAGCUGGGACAAGGCAGGCCAUGAGUCCUCCAUUUGCAUCAGGCCAAUUCUUGGCUCUAAGCCCAUCCUCCGUUCUCAGGGUCACCUUUUACUUUUUUUUUUUUUUUCCUUGACAUCAGGUCUCAUGUGGCCCAGGCUGGCUUUGAACCCCCUAUGUGGCUGGGGAUGACCUUGAACUCCUGAUCCUCCUGCCUUCACCUCCUGAGGGAUUGCAGGUCUCCACUGGGCCCAGCCAGGAAGACCUCCUUUCUGUGUGAAUGGAGCUUGAAAACUAGCUUUGUCUGCGGUCCUCUUAAGAUACUGAGUUUCUCAGCCCGAUUGUUUCUUGGACAAGGGGAAAAUCACGGUCUUCCAGGCUGCACAAUGCAGAUCUCUCAAUAUACCACAGCUCUGCCUGUGGCUAGACACUCAGCAGAGGUAGCCUAGAGGCUGCCACACUCUGCCUCCUACACCCACACUACCCUAACAUAGCCGACCACAGCAGAGUGGCAGCUUA